Messenger RNA from Spirodela intermedia, 4471 nucleotides. The record is from the annotation of a GenBank genome assembly. Lineage: Eukaryota; Viridiplantae; Streptophyta; Magnoliopsida; Alismatales; Araceae.
AUGGAAACACAUCUCCCUCUCCCUCCCUUCAUUGCGUUUUGGAUCCUGUUAACUGAUCGUCUUUUUGUGCUCCAGCCGAAGCCUCUGCAGGAGUUGAGCGGCCAGACCUGCCAUAUAUGCGGCGAUGAGAUAGAGAUUGGGAGCGACGGGGAGCCCUUCGUUGCCUGCAACGAGUGCGCCUUCCCUGUCUGUAGACCGUGCUAUGAGUACGAGAGGAGGGAGGGAAACCAGGUCUGCCCGCAGUGCAGAACCAGAUAUAAGCGCCACAAAGGUAGAUUUCUUUGUCCUCCGUAGGAAUGGUCCCCCAGUGAGCGAGAGAACUGAAGCCUAAUUUCCAAAUUAUGUGUCUAUUCCUCCUAAAUCACACGGGUUUUCUUGCUGGAUGCUCUCCAGGUAGCCCUAGAGUAGAGGGGGACGAGGAAGAAGACGGCGCCGAUGAUCUGGAUAAUGAGUUCAAUGUCAAUGGAGACGGGCGGGAGAUGCUCCAGUUCAAACUAUGGACGGAAGGUCAUCACCGAGAGACAGAGGACGCGAGCUUGGAUCGGGAUGCGGCUCCUUGUGGAAGCAUACCGCUGCUCACCUACUAUGAAGGGGUAAUCCAUGUAGAAUCUUGGAAUAUGAUAUUGGUUCCUUAGGCGAUUCUUCAUCUUCGUCAUCAUAGUUCCUUCUCUCCCUCUCUCCCUCUCUCUCCUGCUAGGACGCAAUCCCUUUGUCUAACAGCCGCGCUCUCAUUACCCCUUCGUUCAUGGAGAGCAGACGUCAGCUCUUCCCCCCCUCUUCGCCCGAUUCCUCUCUCUCCUGUGAGUAAUGUGGCUUGAAUGCUUUCUUCUAUAAUCCUGAUACCUACAUUUAUUUUCUGGUGACUGUAAUAUUGUUUCUUGAGCAGGCCGACCUAGGACAAUGGACCCAGAUAAAGAUAUCGGAGCAUAUGGCUAUGGCAGUGUCGCCUGGAAGGAUCGAAUGGAGAAGUGGAGAAUCAGCAAGCAGGAUAAGCUUCAAAUCGUCAAGAUGGACGGAAGAAAUCCAGACGGAGAUGAACCAGAUGAUUCUGAUCUUCCCGUGUAAGCUGCCCACCAUCAAUUCCCUCUCCUCUCCAACCUCGUGGUUUGCAUGGCUGUUGACGAGUCUUCCCCUUCGCUACUUCAGAACGGACGAAGGUAGGCAGCCGCUGUGGAGGAAACUGUCGAUUCCAUCCCGGAAGAUAAGCCCGUACAGGCUAAUUAUCGUGCUGCGGCUCGUGAUCUUGGGCUUCUUCUUCCACUACAGGCUGAUGCAUCCAGUCUCAGAUGCCUAUGGACUGUGGUUGACGUCAGUUAUUUGCGAAAUAUGGUUCGCAAUCUCAUGGAUUUUGGAUCAGUUUCCAAAAUGGCAGCCGAUAGAGAGGGAAACCUACCUGGAUCGUCUGUCUCUGAGGUAUAGAAGACUAAACCAAAAGUCAAACAGUAUCUGCUUAGGGAUUCUUCCUUAGGGUCUGAACUUGUGAUCUUCUCUUAUGCCCGCCUUCCCCAGGUAUGAGAAAGAAGGUAAAGCUUCCGGUCUGGCUGGCAUCGAUGUCUUUGUGAGCACGGUCGAUCCUCUGAAGGAGCCUCCUCUCAUCACCGCCAACACAGUCUUGUCAAUCCUCGCGGUUGACUAUCCAGCAGACAAAGUUUCUUGCUAUGUCUCCGAUGAUGGAGCCGCCAUGCUCACCUUCGAGGCGCUCUCUGAAACCUCUGAGUUUGCGAGAAAAUGGGUCCCAUUCUGCAGGAAAUUCUCCAUCGAGCCUCGGGCCCCCGAGUGGUACUUUGCCCAGAAGAUUGACUAUCUUAGAGAUAAAGUUCAUCCCGAGUUCGUGAGGGAACGCCGUGCAAUGAAGGUCAAUAUAUGUAAAUAUAUGCGCAUAUCUUUCUAAUGAGUGACUGCUUGAUAGUUUACGAUGAUUAUUGGCUCUAAAGCAUGGAUCUAACUUUGGAAAUGCAGAGGGAGUAUGAAGAAUUCAAAGUCCGCAUCAAUGCGUUGGUUGCCAGGUCGCAGAAGGUGCCAGAAGAAGGGUGGACCAUGCAGGACGGAACUCCGUGGCCUGGGAACAGUGUCCGUGAUCAUCCGGGAAUGAUCCAGGUGGGCUGCCGUCAUGCUUUCAGAAUCUGUUCAUCCUCUCGAUUCUGUGCCCGCGGGUGCCUUCGGGAGAGAAAAGAACUUUUUCUGUGAAUUUCUGUGCGAUAUUGCUCGCCUCAAAUGAGAGCUUAUCGUCUUGGUUUGCUCUUUUGAUCUUGAAAACUUAACCUCUUAAUGCGCUAAACAGGUUUUCCUGGGUCGUGAUGGUGCCUGUGACAUGGACAGUGACAAGCUUCCAUCUUUGAUCUAUGUUUCUCGCGAGAAACGACCAGGCUUUGAUCAUCACAAAAAGGCUGGCGCCAUGAACGCUCUGGUACGACUCUCUCUCUCUCUCUCGCUGCUUGCACGCAUGUGUGUGUGAAUGUGAUGCGGAGUUUCUUCGAGUGAUAUCAGGUGCGUGUGUCAGCUGUCCUCUCCAACUCUCCUUACAUCCUGAACGUCGACUGCGACCACUAUAUCAAUAACAGCAAGGCGCUCAGGGAAGCCAUGUGUUUCAUGAUGGAUCCUAUUUCGGGGAGCAAAAUCUGCUACGUCCAGUUUCCUCAAAGAUUCGAGGGGAUUGACCUGCACGACAGAUACUCGAAUCGCAACGUCGUGUUCUUCGAUGUGCGUGAUAAAUAUCAAGUAGUCCAGCUUCAUUCGCUUUGGUGUCGUCACAUCUCGGCUCUUGGUUCUGACUAUUGUCCUUGUGAUUAAACAGAUUAAUAUGAAGGGUCUCGAUGGGAUCCAAGGGCCGAUAUACGUGGGGACGGGGUGCGUCUUCCGGCGUCGGGCUUUGUAUGGGUGCGAUGCUCCCGUGAAGAAGAAGGCCCCCGGCAAGACCUGCAACUGCUGGCCCAAGUGGUGCUGCCUGUGCUGCGGGCUUAGGAGCAAGAAGAGGAGGAGAAAUCUGCGCCAGAAGUUCUCCAAGCUCAAGGACUCCUCAAAGCAGGUCCAUGCCCUCGAGGCCAUCGAAGAGGGGGAUGAAGCCAGUGAGUUGCCUCGUCUCCUAGUCUCCGAGUUUCCCGCCAUUUUCAGCAAUCUUUCUAACUACUGUCGGUCGUCAUCCUCAGCACCUGAGAAGAAACUCGAGAAGAGAUUUGGGCAGUCCCCCGUCUUUGUGGCUUCCACUCUAUGCGAGGAAGGUGGGAUCGUCCAGAGCACGGAUUCGGCUUCGUUCUUGAAUGAAGCGCUGCAUGUGAUCAGCUGCGGCUACGAAGAUAAGACCGAGUGGGGAAAGGAGGUAUGUUUAGAUGCCAUCAACGUGUGAUUUAAUUGUUGGGUUCGACGGGAUUCUGGUGAUGAAUCUUCUCUGUCUCCUCCGGGUUUCUUCAGGUGGGUUGGAUAUAUGGGUCGGUGACAGAGGACAUCUUGACGGGCUUCAAGAUGCACUGCCAUGGCUGGCGAUCAGUUUACUGCAUGCCCAAGAGGCCGGCAUUCAAAGGGUCGGCGCCGAUCAAUCUCUCGGACCGGCUCCACCAGGUUCUCCGAUGGGCUCUCGGGUCUGUGGAGAUUUUCUUGAGCAGACACUGCCCGAUUUGGUACGGCUACGGCUGCGGGCUGAAGCCGUUGGAGCGGUUCUCCUACAUAAACUCGGUUAUAUAUCCCUGGACGUCCAUUCCCUUGGUUAUCUACUGCACCUUGCCGGCGUUUUGCCUCCUCACCGGAAAAUUCAUCAUCCCGGAGGUACAGAAACUCUUAUCUUUUUCUCUGGUUAUCUCAUCGAACUGUGGACUCUUUUACAGAGCCGAUUUUCUCCUACAUCGGGUCGGUGCCUUAUAAUCGUUCUGAGAUCCCGUCUUCUUUCUCGCAGAUCAGCAAUUAUGCGAGCAUCGUCUUCAUGUGUCUCUUCCUCUCCAUAGCUGCGACCGGUAUCCUCGAAAUGCAGUGGGGAGGGGUCAACAUAGACGACUGGUGGAGGAACGAGCAGUUCUGGGUGAUCGGGGGUGUCUCCUCGCACCUCUUCGCGCUCUUCCAGGGCCUCCUGAAAGUCCUCGGCGGAGUCGAGACGAACUUCACGGUCACAUCGAAAGGCGGAGACGACGGCGGGUUCUCGGAGCUCUAUCUCUUCAAGUGGACCUCGCUGUUGAUCCCGCCCACAACGCUGCUCAUAGUUAACCUAAUCGGGGUGGCGGCUGGUGUCGCGAAUGCCAUCAACAACGGCUACGAGUCUUGGGGUCCGCUGUUCGGUAAGCUCUUUUUUGCCUUCUGGGUCAUCGUCCACCUCUACCCGUUCCUCAAGGGGAUGAUGGGGAGGCAGGACCGAGCCCCCACCAUCGUCGUCGUGUGGUCGAUUAUCCUGGCUUCCCUCUGCUCUCUUCUAUGGGUACGAGUCAACCCGUUCCUCCCGAAAUCAGAGGGACCGGUUUUGGAGAUCUGUGGUUUGGAUUGCGACUGA